Messenger RNA from Nannizzia gypsea CBS 118893, 558 nucleotides. RefSeq lists its product as hypothetical. The record is from RefSeq and is a predicted model, not a curated record. Bases 1 to 558 code for a protein of 185 amino acids. NCBI's taxonomy places the organism in Eukaryota, Fungi, Ascomycota, Eurotiomycetes, Onygenales, Arthrodermataceae. The transcript has 2 exons.
AUGGCCGCCCAUUUGGGUGCUGCUCUCUGUGCAAUCUUGAUCCUGGGGCUGCCUCUCUACCAGCUCGGCAUGUCUGACCCACAGCAGGUCCAAAGUAUGGGAUGGGUGUCAAUUCUGACAUACUAUGUCGUCUAUCCAGCCGUAUUUUUUUCGAAAAUAUUUAUCUCUAUCCUAAGGUUCCUGACAGCGCCGCUAGUGGAGCUCUCGACUCAUAUACUAUACGUCUGUCUCCUACCGUGGCACAUGUCUACCAAACUAGAGCCUCUAUACAAGUUCUUCGGUAUUGCGGCAGUAAUUGGUAUUGCUACUGGGUGGGCUCUAUCUCUGUCUAGCUCCUAUAUCUCCCUCCUGCUCAACUUAUCGUCCGGGACUGAAGCCGCUCCAAAGCGACUGUCAAAACAUAGGCCAGGCUGGGAAGACGAGGCUCCUGUCAAGUCAGAAUGGGCCACGCAGUUCGCCAACAACAGUGACAGCAUAGACGAUACAACGUGGAGAUAUAGCCAGCCCGAGCCGUCAGGUCUCAGAUCUCGUUUAAUCGCCUCUAGGACAACAUCGUAG